GUGCUAAGCUGUCGAGUUGUGUCCGCUACCAAGUCAAUCUCUUGUCGCCACUUUUCGUUACUUUAAGCAAAUUUCCUCGGAGCGUGUUGGAAAAACAGUAAAAAUGUUGCGUAGCUCGUCUACUGACAGCUCAAGCUCUGUGCCAUCCUCACCAAGAAUCUUAGCAGUUGACACUACAACAGCAGGCACCUCGGCCGAUGAAUCUUUGCAUAAUUUUGUGCUUUCACCUUCUGUGGUCUCGGACACAUCGGGCGUAUGCAGUGACGAAACGCGAGUCAUAUCUAGAGAAGCGUCUGUGAACUUAGAAGCGCCAUUAAAUGACUACGCAAUGGCAAGAACAGGUCUGUUGGAGAGCGAGGCGCAGUGUGAUGCCUUGCGCGAAUUGCUUACCGAUUACGAAAUAAGAAACUUUAUGCAGGUCAGCCGUAGCCCAGAAUUUCUCGACUUCACCAUCGAACAUUUGCAGCGUCUCGUGGAGCAUGAUGAUUUGAAUGUGCGCUCGGAGGCGGAUGUCUUCUGGGCCAUACGACGCUGGUAUAAGCAGAACGAGGAAUCUCGACGCACACACCUACCCAACUUGAUCGGCUCCCUACGUCUCACACAAUUCGAUGUAGACUUUCUUUACUCAAACAUCAAUACAUUACCUGGCUGUGAACUCUUGGUCAGCCGUGCUGUGGAGUGGCUACUACGACCCACAGCACGUGCCACAAUAGCGCUGCGCUACACAAAGCCACGUAAGGUGUUACAAGCCGAAGAAGAGACAUGCCGCAUUGCGGUGCAGACGCGAGGUGAUCACAGAUUCGCCGACAAGUGCAUUCUACGCUACAGCAAUGCUCUAAGUGAAUGGCAGAAGUGGUUGGAAAUAAAGCUGGAGCGCAGUAACUUCGGCGUCGUGCAACUCGAGUGUAGUCUCGUCUUUAUUGGUGGCUUGGGUCGCAACAACAAACCGAGCAAUCGCGUUAAUCGCUUCAAUUUGAAUACACAAGCCUGGGAACCGAUGCCGUCGAUGGAACAGCGUCGAGUUUACUUGAGUGUUGCACUCUUGGAUGGAAAAAUUUACGCCUUUGGUGGGCAGGAUGAGAAAUAUCAAGCGUUGAACUCGGUGGAGAUGUUCGAUACCAUCACUGGCCGUUGGCGAAGUGUAACCAGCAUGUCCUUCCGUCGCGCUGGCACUGGUGCUACAGUCUUAAAUGGCAAGCUCUACGUAGUUGGUGGCUUCAAUCGCGCUCACUUGAGUACAGUCGAACGUUAUGAUCCCGUAAAAAAUAUAUGGACGCAAUGUGCGGAUAUGAAUGAGGCACGCGGUUGGCCUGGGGUAACUGUACAUAAUGACCAUAUUUAUGCGAUCGGUGGUUGGCACAAUGGCGCGCUAAGAACGGUCGAACGGUAUAGUGUGGAGACCAAUAAAUGGACGACGAUUGCAUGUUUGAAUGUGGCACGUGGCAGCGUUUGUGGCAUGUCCAUGAAUCGGGAGUUGUGGGCCAUUGGUGGCUACAGUGAAGGUGUACUCAAAGAUACUGUAGAGACUUACGAUGCGGAGAAUGAUAAGUGGCUGGAACAGAAAGCCUUGCCAGAAGUUGGUAGAUAUGUGCAUUAAGAAAUCUAUAAUCAUCGUUG
This is a messenger RNA of Ceratitis capitata (Mediterranean fruit fly), 1617 nucleotides long. Its product is annotated as kelch-like protein diablo. NCBI's taxonomy places the organism in Eukaryota, Metazoa, Arthropoda, Insecta, Diptera, Tephritidae. The coding region runs from base 104 to 1597 and encodes 497 amino acids. Gene Ontology annotation, molecular function: protein binding. The transcript has 7 exons. The record is from RefSeq and is a predicted model, not a curated record.